UUCUUUCCAGGAAGUCUAUUUUGUAAGUAUUGAUACAUCCUUGUUUUUUGCGUGAGAGAGAAAGUAAGAGAGCAAAAAAGCAUAUAUCAAUGAAAACCAGGGCUUAGAAGUCAUCAUCACACACCCCCUUAGGCCUCUCUCUCUCUCUCUCCUUAACCUCUGGAAGUUCCAUAAUGUUUUCUUCUUCAACAGUACACCUAUAAAUCAUCUAAUCAUCCUGUGUUUUCUAAGGAUGUUUUCAUAGUACACCUGGUUUUUUUGAAAGAAAGUGUUAGAGAAAACUAACAGGGAGAAAAAGGAGUAUGAAAGUACUUAAAGAGUGAUAAAGCUCAGAUCUUUAUGGCUGGUCAUCAAGAAAGUGAAGAGAUUAAACCAAGAUCAAUGGUAACUAGUACUGGUUAUUGGUAUUCAGAUAGUAGUACAAAUCCAAAUAUGGUGAAUCAUCAUCAUCAGUUGCAAAAUUUUGAACAAAAUCCAGAGAUGUAUAACUUGACUUCUGGUAUGGAAAUGAUAGGGUUUCCACCAAACAAUAAUCCUCAUGUGUUAUGGAAAGGUAAUUUUCUCAACAAGAUUGGUGAUGGUAAUAGUGGUGCUGGUCCUUCAUCUUCCAAGAAUAUUACUGAACAAUUUUACCAACAUGGUAAUUUCACUAAGGGGCCAGCUGAUUUUACUACAAGUAGUGAAAAUAUGUUGGUGACACCAACUGAUGAUCAUCAUCAAGAAACUUGGCAUGAGCAUAAUAGAACAUUACUUGUUGAUGAUCCAUCUUUAAGAUGUGUAUUUCCUUGUGAAGGAAAUGAAAGGCCAAGUCAAGGACUUUCACUAUCUCUCUGUUCAUCAAAUCCUUCUAGUAUUGGUUUACAGUCUUUUGAACUGAGAAAUCAACAAGAAAUAGGAGGACUAAUACAUGAUGGUUUUUUGGGAAAAUCUGCAAAUUUCCAACAUCAAGGGUACUUUAAUCAUCAGAUUAGGGACUCGAAAUACUUAGGUCCGGCUCAGGAGCUGCUCGGUGAAUUCUGUAGUCUCGGAAUAAAGCAAAAUGAUUCAUCAAAAGUACAAAAGCAACAACAAAAGCCCCACCAAUGGCAAGAUCAUGAGAGUGCUAGUACUUCAAAAAAGCAACCUUUACAGUCCCUUGACCUCUUAGAACUUCAGAAAAGAAAAACAAAAUUGCUUCAAAUGCUUGAAGAGGUGGAUAGAAGGUACAAGCACUAUUGUGAUCAAAUGAAAGCAGUUGUAUCAUCAUUUGAAGCAGUGGCUGGAAGUGGAGCAGCAACAGUUUACUCAUCCUUAGCAGCAAGGGCAAUGUCAAGGCAUUUCAGAUGCCUAAGAGAUGGAAUUGUGGGACAAAUUAAGGCCACAAAAAAGGCCAUGGGAGAAAAAGACAGUAGUACUAGUCUUGUUCCUGGUUCAACUAGAGGGGAAACACCAAGACUCAGGCUUCUUGAUCAAACUCUAAGGCAACAAAAAGCUUUUCAACAGAUGAAUAUGAUGGAAGCUCAUCCAUGGAGACCACAACGCGGUCUCCCAGAAAGAUCAGUUUCCGUCCUGCGUGCUUGGCUCUUUGAACACUUUCUUCACCCGUACCCAAGUGAUGUUGAUAAACACAUUUUAGCCCGCCAAACUGGUCUUUCAAGAAGCCAGGUGUCAAAUUGGUUCAUCAAUGCAAGAGUAAGGCUAUGGAAGCCGAUGGUGGAAGAAAUGUACUUAGAAGAAACCAAAGAAGAAGAGAAUAAUCUUGGAUCUCCAGAUGGAUCAAAAGCCCUUGAUGACAUGAAUGGUGUUAAUCAUAAUCAUCCUCAGUCAGUAAACAUUGAUCAAGAUCAAAAGCCAAAUCUUGUAAGAAUAGACUCUGAGUGCAUAUCUUCCAUCAUAAAUCACCGUCAUGAGAAAAAUGAUACCAACAAAAAUUGCCUUCAACAUGAUCAUCAUCAUCAAGUUCAAAACUAUGGAGUAAGAGCUGGAGAUCAAUCGUUUGGCGCGAUCGAGCUAGAUUUUUCAUCAUAUAAUCAAAAUUCAACUGGAGCAAUUGCCUAUGGAAAUAAUGAGAGUGUGCAACAUAAUCUUGGAGGGGGUGUUUCUUUAACAUUGGGUUUACAACAACAUGGUGGAAGUGGAUCAAUGGGAUUAAGUACAUUUUCUCAAGCAUCUCAAAGUUCACUUUUUUAUCCUAGAGAUGAUCAAGUCCAAUAUUCAUCACUUUUGGAUAGUGAAAAUCAGAACUUGCCUUACAGAAACUUGAUGGGGGCACAGCUUCUUCAUGAUUUGGCUGGUUAAAAAAGAAGAACAAGAAGAAGAAGAUAUAAUGGUUCUUGAUGAAUUAUAUACUUCUUUGGACCUUAUUGGUGAUGAUAGGUAGAUAUUUAGUAGUACUAGCUAGUAGUUGCAACAUGGGGUAUAGAUUAAAGAAGUGAUUUGGAAACAUACAAUUAAAAAUCUACAUUUUGGUGAAAUGAACUUUUGUUUCUAUAGCUGGUAAUUCUUGGAUGCUAGCUUUUUUGUGAAAAUAGUUUGUUACGUGUUACCACCAUGCAUCCAAAUUAUUGCCAGUGAUCUAUUGAAGCAAAUAUCAGUAUAUACAGAUUUUACAAUUGGAAAAACAAAAAAGAAAAGUACAGUAUUAUAAAUCUC
Messenger RNA from Lycium ferocissimum, 2631 nucleotides. Its product is annotated as homeobox protein BEL1 homolog. Gene Ontology annotation, molecular function: RNA polymerase II cis-regulatory region sequence-specific DNA binding; DNA-binding transcription factor activity, RNA polymerase II-specific. The transcript has 5 exons. Bases 340 to 2277 code for a protein of 645 amino acids. NCBI's taxonomy places the organism in Eukaryota, Viridiplantae, Streptophyta, Magnoliopsida, Solanales, Solanaceae. The record is from RefSeq and is a predicted model, not a curated record. Gene Ontology annotation, biological process: regulation of transcription by RNA polymerase II.